AUGGAUUCCCUGAACGCCUUAUCGCUGCUAACGUCACAAGUUGAUUUCCUUGAAGAGAUGUGUUUCAACAGAACGGAAGAUGGUAACAUUUUUGAAGACUUUAAGCUGACAGUUGAGGAGUGUGAAGCAAAAAUUUUAAAUGGCUCUAACGUAGCUUUUACGUACAGUGCUUUAGAAAGCUCAAAUCCAGAUGAAUUUUAUGCAUUUUAUACAUCACAGUGCACCAAUCAAAGUGGAAUUAAAAUUCGCAAUGAAUGCAACAAUGACAUUAAACAUAUUUUAAUGAAAUGUUUAAACGAGACUGAAAUCGAAUCAUUUAAAAAGAUUGAAGACAUCGCUACGCGAAUUUUCAACGCUGUUUGCAACUUUGAUCAAGAUAAGAUGAGAAGAUUUUUCUCUGCUAAAGGUCAAGAGUGUUUGAGUGAUAACGUAAUAACAAUCGGUUUUUGUUUCUUAUCAGCAAUGCCAGAAAGUGAGGAAGAAAAACAAGAACUUUUGUUGAGAGAUCACAGCAGUGAAAAGGGAGAUGAAUGCAAGGUGAUUGAUGAUUUUGAAAAGUGUAUGAUGGAAGAGAUCAACAUUUGCGAUGAAAAAAGCAUAUCAGAAAUUUUCCAAUUGAUGUUUGGCUUUUUCAAGCAUGAACUCAAUUGCAUUGAUGUGCCUGAAGAACCACACCAAAUAAGCGGCUCAGCUUCAACAAAUGUUUUCUCAAUCAUUCUUUUAGCGAUUCUUUUUAUAGCCCUACAUUUAUAUUGAUUGAAUUUUUUAUGAGCAAACUUUCGAGCUCCCAUACAUUUUAUUGGAUAAAACAAUUUUGACACAAUCUAUGUUGUUGUUUACGAAGCAUGUAAAGAUACUUCAAAUUUUUGCUUACUUUGUAUUUGAUUUCAUUUUUUUUUAAUGAUUUACAUCAAACCAGAUGAUUAACUCGUC
Molecule: messenger RNA, 933 nt
Organism: Clunio marinus
Lineage: Eukaryota; Metazoa; Arthropoda; Insecta; Diptera; Chironomidae
Source: the annotation of a GenBank genome assembly